Colletes gigas is the source of this 2515-nucleotide messenger RNA. RefSeq names its product pre-rRNA-processing protein TSR1 homolog (gene Tsr1). Gene Ontology annotation, cellular component: preribosome, small subunit precursor; nucleus. Gene Ontology annotation, biological process: maturation of SSU-rRNA from tricistronic rRNA transcript (SSU-rRNA, 5.8S rRNA, LSU-rRNA); ribosome biogenesis; endonucleolytic cleavage of tricistronic rRNA transcript (SSU-rRNA, 5.8S rRNA, LSU-rRNA). The record is from RefSeq and is a predicted model, not a curated record. The transcript is spliced from 12 exons. Bases 92 to 2482 code for a protein of 796 amino acids. Lineage: Eukaryota; Metazoa; Arthropoda; Insecta; Hymenoptera; Colletidae. Gene Ontology annotation, molecular function: U3 snoRNA binding; GTP binding; GTPase activity.
UGUCUCCCUUCAAUAAUACACGUGUUUUAUAGAUGAUACAAACUAAUGUUUACGUAGUUUGUAAUGGUAUUAUUAUAACAUCUAAAAUAAAAUGGGAUUAAUUAAACAAGAAGUACACCGAGCCGGUGGAUUUAAGCAAUCAAAUAAGCCUCACAAAACUGGCAGACAUCGUAGUAAAGGUUCAAUAAGUAGCGAUGUUAAAGGAAAAGUUGGGAUAAAAAUUCUGUCAAAAUGCAUACACAAAAAUCUUGGAAAGGAAGCACGAAGACAUCAGUCUUCUCAAAUUAGAAAAAAGAAGAGGGAAGAUGUAUUGCAAAAGAAAAGAAAUCUUGGUGGAUCUAAUUCUGCACCUAUUCUUGUAUGCAUUAUUCCAUUGCAGAAAGAUAUAGAUGUUCAAAAUGUAUUAUCAAGAAUAAUAAAAGCAGACGAGACUGCAAAUGCAAUUAAUAGUCAAUGCGGUACAACUCAUAUAAGCAUACUUAGACUCAAGCAAAGUUUUUCCAUUAUUAUUCCACCAGUUGGUAAUUUGUUUGCUACAUUGGAUGCAGCGAAGGUAGCUACAACUAUUCUUUUUGUCGUGUCUGCUAUAAAUCAGGAUGAUAAUAAUCCAAGAAAUGAAGUUCUUGAUCAGUGGGGCGAAGAAGUCAUUAUGCCUUGCGUCGCUCAAGGUUUAACUACUCCAGUAGUAGCUCUUAUGAAUGUUGAAAGUCUUCAUGUAAAGAAACGUCAAGAGUAUAAAAACCAUGUACAAUCUAAAAUUUCCAAAUGGCUUCCGGAAGAAAAAAUUUCUCAGUUAGAUACAUCUACUGAUGCUUUAAAUGUUUUAAGACGAAUCGGAUUUCAAAAACAAAGAACUGUCUCUUACAAAAAUAAACGAGCCCAUCUUUUAGCAGAGGAACUAAAAUUUAAAUGCAACGAAGACUCCACAAAGCUUGGGACUCUUAUGAUCUCAGGAUAUCUUAGAGAUGUACCAUUAUCAGUCAAUAGUUUAAUACACAUACCUGGAUUUGGAGAUUUUCAAAUGUCUCAAAUUGAUGAAAUUCCAUAUCCGAUAGAAAAGAGACAAAGGAAACACUGCAAUGCAAUGGAUGAUGAACCAAUUACUAUUAGGAUUCUUGAACGUGCAAAUCCAGAGAAACAAGAAUCUCUUGAAAGUGAAAAUGUACCUGAUCCUAUGGACGUUGAACAAACUUGGCCUACAGAAGAAGAAUUGGCCCAGGCUGCAGUUGCUCGAAAACAGAAAAUUUUAAAGAAAGUUCCGAAAGGAACCUCUGAAUACCAAGCAGCUUGGAUCCCUGAUGAAGAUGGAGUGGAAUUGAGCGAUGAAUACUCGGACGAUGAGUCAGAAGAUAAGAUGUCUGUAGAUGAAGCCAAAUCUCAAGUAGGCAGUGAAGCAGAAGCAGAAGAAGAUGAGGAAUAUGAAACAAUUACUGUCUCAGAAGCAGCUCCUGAUGAGCAUCGAUAUGAUCAGGAUAUUGAUACAAUAGAAGAAAAGGCAGCUAUGGAGAAAGUAAAACUAGCAAAAUUGGAUGCACAAUUUCCUGACGAAGUGGAUACGCCUCAAGAUAUGUUGGCUAAACAGAGAUUCCAAAAAUAUCGAGGAUUGGAAUCAUUUAGAACAAGUUCGUGGGAUCCAAAAGAAAAUCUUCCCAUCGACUAUGCUCGUAUAUUUCAGUUUCAAAAUUUUGAUCGAACGCGUAAACGUAUAUUUAAAGAAUCCCGGGACAUAGAAGGAGCUAUGCCUGGUUGGUACAUCAGAAUCCAUGUUGCGAAUGUUAGGCAAGAUCUUUUCACUGCAUUUUCAGCAUUGGAAAAUCCUCCAUUAAUUGUGUUUGCCUUACUUCCAAAUGAACAUAAGAUGUCCUUUUUAAAUUUAGUACUAAAACAUACCAAUAUUAAUUCGGAACCAAUCAAAUCUAAAGAACGAUUGAUAUUUCAAUGUGGGUUCAGAAGAUUUACUGCAUGUCCAGUAUUUACUCAGCAUACAAAUGGGAAUAAACACAAGUAUGAGCGGUACUUUCGACCCGAGAGUACAAUUGUUGCAAGUAUGUACGCGCCAAUUAUUUUUCCACCUUGUCCAGUUUUAUGUUAUCAUGAAAAAUUGAACGGAUCAUUGGAAUUAAUUGCAACUGGUAGUGUAUUGUCUGCAAAUCCAGAUAGAAUCGUCGUGAAAAGGAUAGUUCUUAGCGGUCAUCCUUAUAAAGUUCAUAAACGAUCAGCAGUUAUAAGAUUUAUGUUCUUCCAUCGAGAGGACAUAAAUUGGUUCAAGCCGGUUCAAUUGCGAACGAAAUAUGGUCGUAGGGGCCAUAUAAAAGAACCAUUAGGUACUCACGGUCAUAUGAAAUGUGUAUUUAAUGGUCAACUAAAGUCGCAAGACACAAUACUAAUGAAUUUGUAUAAACGAGUAUUUCCGAAGUGGACAUACGAACCUCUACUGUUGACACAGUGGUUGCAUCAAGACAAGGAUAUGAACGUGGAAUAACAUCUAUCGAUCGACAAUAUUUGAAUGUAUAUA